GUGCCUCAUUCAUUCAGCACAGACAGGAAGCUCAUGGAAAGGAAACUUUGAAGGAACUGAGUAAUCUCAGGUCAGGACUGUCAGAUCACAGGAUGGAGAGUCAAAGGGUCACGUGGCCGUAGGUGGACAUGCUGAAGCCAUCCAAAAAAAGUGAUAGGAAAUGAAGAUCUAGAAAUGAAAUCGUGAAGUCAGAGGGAUGACACACUCCCAGGCUCCGGACACACUUUGCCAAAUUGUACCCCCUUCCGACCCCCGACGGGGCACAGUGGCCAACACCAUCACCGGAAGCUGCCCCGUGCCCCUCUCCCCGCCAAACGUCCUUCUGUUCCUCUGCACCUCUUCCCCUCACCCUCCCUCUCGGGCUUGCCUGUCACCCUCUAUUUCCUCAACUUUCCUUUGGAGUGAAGCCUGUGGCCUAAGGAGAUCGUGGGAAGCUUUUCCGUGCCAUCUGGAUGUCAGCAUGGCAGCCACAAACCUGGAGAACCAGUUGCACAGUGCCCAGAAGAACCUCCUGUUCCUUCAGCGGGAGCACGCCAGCACCCUCAAGGGGCUGCACGCCGAGAUCAGGCGGCUGCAGCAACACUGCACAGAUUUAACAUAUGAGCUGACACUCAAAAGUUCGGACCAGACAGACCCCGGCCCUUGGCUUGUUCUUCUAGGAGAGGGGUCUUCCAGAAGCAGUGAACUAAAGAGAAGAUGUGAAGAACUGGAAGCCCAACUGAAGCUCCAGGAGAACGAGAACAAUGAGCUGCUCAGAGAGCUGGAGCAGAAGAACGCCAUGAUCGCGGUGCUGGAGAACACCGUCAAGGAGCGGGAGAAGAAGUACCUGGAGGAGCUGAAGGUGAAGAGCCACAAGCUGAACAUGCUGUCCAGCGAGCUCGAGCAGCGCGCCAGCACCAUCGCCUACCUGACCUCCCAGCUGCACGCCGCCAAGCGCAAGCUCGUGAGCGCCAGUGGGACCUCGGACGGCAGCCCCUCCGGGAGCCCCGUGCUGGCCAGCUACAAGCCGGCGCCCCCCAAGGACAAGCUGCCCGAAACGCCCCGCCGCCGGAUGAAAAAGAGCCUCUCGGCCCCCCUGCACCCCGAAUUUGAAGAGGUCUACAGAUUUGGGGCUGAGAGCCGGAAACUCCUCUUGCGGGAGCCAGUGGAUGCCAUGCCUGACCCCACCCCAUUCCUGCUGGCCAGGGAGUCCGCCGAGGUCCACCUCAUCAAGGAGAGGCCUCUGGUCAUCCCCCCCAUCACCUCCGACCGCGGCCCGAGCGAGCAGCACAGCCCGGCCCGCGAGAAGCCACACAAGGCUCACGUGGGGGUGGCCCACCGCAUCCACCACACCGCCCCGCCACAGACCCAGCCCGAGGUGGAGACACUGGCGGUUGACCAGGUGAAUGGAGGGAAAGCCGUGAGGAAGCACUCAGGGACGGACAGAACUGUGUGAAGCCUGCCCUAGGCGGCCCUUCACCCUCGGCUGUCGAUGCACUGUGAUCACUACUAGGAAAAACUCAUCCUUUUUUUUUUUUUUUUAAAUCCCAUGCAUGCCAAAUUUUUUUCAGACCUGUCAACAGAUUAUUCUUCUCCUGCUCCUCUUGCCCUCUUACUGACACCAAAAUACGAUCGUGUCCCUGCUGCAGAAUACGUAUUUACUAAUCGCUGUGGCCAAACACCUGUGUGCCGAAUCGCUUGCUUCUAAUCCCACUCCGUGUAACCUCCGUGUGCUCGUGGACAGAGCACAGGCCCCAGGCUGCAUCACUGCUCGACGUUAAUGAAAUCAGACAGUCACACGCCUCACUAUACAGCCAGAGCAAUACACGCCGACCGACCUUGACCCUCGCUCCAGUUUCCAGGGCAGCCCGUCUGGAGCAGCCCCUGCUCCCUCCAGGAGACCCUGUCACCUCCCGACAAGCCUUUCCCAGGGCGGCACAGAGAGCCAAGAAGCUGUAUAUGUAUAUCACGGGAACAAAAUAUGAUGUUACUUCUCAUAUCACCACAACCUGAAUGUGUGUUCAUAUUUUUUGUUUUAUCCAAAGUGUUCAAGAUCCCAACAAACUUUAUUUUCUAAACCUG
Molecule: messenger RNA, 2061 nt
Organism: Zalophus californianus (California sea lion)
Lineage: Eukaryota; Metazoa; Chordata; Mammalia; Carnivora; Otariidae
Gene: CCDC92
Product: coiled-coil domain containing 92
Exons: 5
Coding region: 197-1435 (412 amino acids)
Cellular component (GO): centriole
Source: RefSeq, a predicted model, not a curated record